AUGUACAAUUUUUUAUCUGGUGCAAAGCGAAGCAGUAUUUUUAAAGGAUUUUCUAGGUUUUCAGGCAGUUUGCCAGUGAAAACAUCUCUAACUCAGAAAUCAAUAGAGUAUAUAUAUAGAGUUGGGAUCAGAAAUAAUGAAAUUAAAGAAGAUUUACUCUCUGAAACCAGAAGAAUACAUCCAGAUGAUGCUAUAAUGUCAACAGAUAGAAUCCAAGGAGAUUUCAUGGAAAAUCCUGUCCAAUCUAUGAACGCUAAAAAAUGCAUUGAAAUAGGCGUCUUUACAGGCUUUUCAUCGCUUUGCACAGCUUUAGGGCUGCCGGAUGAUGGUAAAAUUUUUGCUCUAGACAUCAGUGAGGAAUUUACAUCAAUAGCCAAAAAAUAUUGGAAGUUAGCAGGUAUCGACCAUAAAAUUGAUCUUGUAAUAGCCCCUGCACUUGAUACCAUAGCAAGGCUUAGAAGAGAAGGGCAUGAAAAUACUUUCGAUUUCGCUUUUCUUGAUGGAGAUAAGGAGAAUUAUUUGCAUUAUUACGAAAAUCUGCUACCUUUAAUGAGAAAAGGAGGAAUGAUUUUAGUAGAUAAUGUAGCAUUUCUUAAUUUGGCAGCAGAUAACACACAAAAUGAUGGGGAGGCAGUUGGUGUAAGACAAUUGAAUGAAAGAAUUGGGAGGGAUGAUAGAGUUAAGAGUAUUGCAUUACCAUUUGGAGAUGGAAUCUUUAUGGUAACUAAAAAUAGACUAUAGAAAUUGCCCGAGGAUGGUGCUAUUUUGCGCCAUCCUCGGGCAAUUCAAAAAACAGGGAAUUGAACCCACAUGUGGGGCCAUUUUUGGUAUGUGGAGAAUAUUGACUUCACGUACCAAAAAUGGCCCCACACUUGGGUUCAAUUCCCGUGUGGAUCCAUUUUUGAAUUGCUGAGGAUGGCGCAAAAUUGCGCCAUCCUCGGGCAAUUUCUAUAUUUUAG
Messenger RNA from Blepharisma stoltei, 959 nucleotides. The record is from the annotation of a GenBank genome assembly. Lineage: Eukaryota; Ciliophora; Heterotrichea; Heterotrichida; Blepharismidae.